Molecule: messenger RNA, 1356 nt
Organism: Suncus etruscus (white-toothed pygmy shrew)
Lineage: Eukaryota; Metazoa; Chordata; Mammalia; Eulipotyphla; Soricidae
Gene: MINDY4B
Product: MINDY family member 4B
Exons: 12
Coding region: 1-1356 (451 amino acids)
Biological process (GO): protein K48-linked deubiquitination
Molecular function (GO): K48-linked deubiquitinase activity; cysteine-type deubiquitinase activity
Source: RefSeq, a predicted model, not a curated record
AUGAACAUGGAAGUACCAGACCAAGCACAGAACUUCCAUGAUCUGGACUUAGAGGAGAUUCGGGGGAAAAUUUCUCUUCUUGACAAAUGGAGGGAGAUCUUCAGUUAUCCUGGGUUGAGAAUUAACAACAACACCGCUCUUCAGAUCCAGGCAGGCCUCUCCACUGAGCAGCCUGAGGAGGAAGCCAGAAGUGGGCAAUACCAAGGUCAAGGCCUGGUGGCACCCCGGAGGCUCUGUUCUGUCCCCAACCUCUCCAUCAUUUCUUCUGCAUCGGGCGGCUUCCCUAUCUCCCCGGCGAUGGCCACGAAGCUUCGACAGAGCCUGUUUGGAAACACAGUGAGUGUGUUUAGCACAGACUGGGAACAGGCCUGCUUUCGUGUUCACCGCCCAUCUUCCCACCUGACCUUUCUGAAGGCCAGCAAGGGUGGUGCCCGGACUGUUCAGAUGGUGGUUCAGAGCUUCAUCAUCAAACACCUGCUGUUUCCCAAGGGCAGAGAUGGCAAUCCUCAUGGCCUCUCUGCACUUGGACCCCAGGAGCAGGGGCGAGGCCUGGCAAGGGCACUCGCAAGUAUCCUGUGGACUGCUGGAGCAGAUCAGAGGGCCACCAUUUGCCUCAUCACAAAGGACUCCUAUGUCGCCUCUACACCUGACUAUCAUGGGAAUGAUUUCACUGAGUGGCUUCGGCUGUUUGAACUCUCUGAGAAGGAAGCCACCGAGAAAUUCAUCUAUGAUCAUUUACAAUGUUUCCAAGGGGAAGGCAGCCCAGGGAUCAUCCUGUUUCUGUACAGUCUUGUCUUCUCCAGAUCAUUUGAAAGCCUGCAAACAGACCUGGACAGCUCCACUUCCCACCUGCUGCAACCCCAUGCUGGCGGCUUCCUGUGCAGGCAGGCAGCUGUGAACCUCAUGCUGACUGGCAGAGCCAGUCCCCAGGUCUUUAACGGGCGCCAGGAAGAACCAUCUGGGGAGAUGCUACAUGGCAUCCAGGCCCGAAGUGAGGUGGGCUACCUGCAAUGGGGGAAGGACCCCUCUGAGAACCACAGAGCUCAGGUGGGGAGCAUGCUGCAGACACCCCGAUUUCCCGUGUGGCUGUGCAAUAUCAGUGGCAAUUACAGCGUUCUUUUCAGCACCAACAGGCAGCUUGUGGCCGACUGGAAGGUGGAGCGCGUCUUUGGGCUACAUCUGUACAAUGGGCAGAUCACACAGCUGACUGUAGAUACUCACGCUCACCUCUGGGAAAGUACAAGCUGGCAUGAGGCAGGCAGGCCUGGGAGGCUCUGCUCCCCACUGGAGAUGGCCAUCAGGACCAAAUGGAUGGAUGCCAGCAUCCAUUGGGAUGGACCUGCACCCUCUAUCUAA